AUGUCCACUGAACCUUCAGUUCUCCUGAGCUGUCAUAGCUGCAAUCUUUACAAACAAGAUUUAUUAAAAGAGGGGCUGCUAGAGGCCUACUUGGGGUUUACUGGAGGUCAGCUAAGACUGCUCAAAAUCAGGCUAAUAGCCACAUGCACUGUUUUAUUAAGUCAUUCUAUACAAUCCUGUUACUGCCACCCUCUAGAUGCCAGAUCUCCAACUCUGGAGCCUGACACUCUGCACCCUCGACUGAGGCUGUCGGAGAGCCGGGAGACGGUGAGCUGCGGUUGGUUGUGGAAGUCCUAUCCUGACGGGCCCCUGAGAUUUGACAAGCUCUGGCAGGUGCUGAGCCGGGACUCAUUCUUUGCAGGUCGCCAUUACUGGGAGGUGGACCUGCACCGUGCCUGUAAGGGCUGGUGGAUUGGGGCAGCCUACCGCUCUAUGAGCCGCAAAGGGGACACAGAGGCUUCCCGUCUGGGUUGGAACAGGGGCUCCUGGUGCAUGAAGCGCUUUGACUUGGAGUAUUGGGCCUUCCACAACGGUACCAGGACUCUUGUGCUGCUGGAAGAAGAUACAGACCGUAUUGGUGUCUUUCUGGAUUACGAGGCAGGCACCCUCAGCUUUUUCGACGCCAUGUGCGGCAUGAGGCACCUUUACACCUUUAAGGCCAACUUUACAGAGCCAGUGUAUCCAGCUUUGAGGCUCUGGGAGGGGGCUAUUACUUUCUGUAAACUCACCUGACACCAAUGCUCAAAUUCUUUAUGUUGUUGUAACAGGGGAGAGAUCUGUGCUGACUCUGCUGGCGUGUUCACAGUGCUGCAGGAGGGGGGCGGCAGUCGUCCAACAACCGCCUGUCAGUCAUAGCCGUGACACGGGGAGGUGGGAGAGUGGGUGUGGACUCUCCCUCUCUCUCUGAAUGGCUGCAAGGCGGGUCUUGGGGAGAUUGUUGGCCCUAUAAGAUAAUGCUCUGCUGUUUCCUCAGGUCUGCCGUUUUAGACGCGCUGGAGGUGCGGAAAGUGCUGACCGGGAGCGAGGAUCAGCGGAGAGAAAGGAGCCUCCGGAUAGACAGAAUUAGUGAGAGCGGGGUACCUUUGGGCAGAACCCCAGUAGUGAAAAGGCAAGCAUAGCGAGCUGGUAGAGUAGGACGGAGAUCCGGGUCGUGCGGGUAGCGGCGACCGGGAUAUUGUUGCCAAGGGCAGCACCUUUUCCUUUGAAGGUUUAUUACUGUGUUUUAUUUUCUCUUUUUCUUUGGUCUUUUGUUUUCAGUGUUUUGUUUGAGGCACCUGCGAGUGCUACUGUCCGAUCCCUGGUUUACCAGACUCCUGGUAUUCUCCGUGGCUCUGUUUACCAUCGGUGGUACGCAGACCACGGACCCACAGCGCCAUCUGCGGGCUAAAGAGAUCAACUCCCUGCUCCAAACAAAAAUAAAACUGGGCACCUGUGUGGUGACGCCAAAUACACCUGUCUGUCUCUGCGUCAGUGAAUUACCCACCACCCUUCCACACGUGGUGUCAGAAGUGGGAUUCACUGGCAUUGCCCCAAGCAGUGCACCUACCCAGAGAUAAAAAAAA
This is a messenger RNA of Acipenser ruthenus (sterlet), 1562 nucleotides long. RefSeq names its product tripartite motif-containing protein 14-like. Lineage: Eukaryota; Metazoa; Chordata; Actinopteri; Acipenseriformes; Acipenseridae. Bases 1 to 732 code for a protein of 243 amino acids. The record is from RefSeq and is a predicted model, not a curated record. The transcript has 2 exons. Gene Ontology annotation, biological process: innate immune response. Gene Ontology annotation, molecular function: protein binding.